Chiroxiphia lanceolata (lance-tailed manakin) is the source of this 1428-nucleotide messenger RNA. RefSeq names its product placenta-expressed transcript 1 protein-like. The transcript has 4 exons. Gene Ontology annotation, cellular component: apical plasma membrane; external side of plasma membrane. Lineage: Eukaryota; Metazoa; Chordata; Aves; Passeriformes; Pipridae. The record is from RefSeq and is a predicted model, not a curated record. Gene Ontology annotation, biological process: positive regulation of cell migration; wound healing, spreading of epidermal cells; negative regulation of cell-matrix adhesion. Bases 71 to 640 code for a protein of 189 amino acids.
AGGCUGGGGAGUGUGAGGCUUCCUCAGCUCCCAGGUGCAGGUGUGGGAAGCAGAGACACCAAGGUGGAUCAUGGCAACUUCCCUCCUCUUGGCACAGCUCCUGCUCCUGGGGACACUGGUUGUCCCAGCACAAGCACAGAAUCCAAGCACAGAAUCCAAGUGUGCCCAGCUCGGGAAUGCGACUGAAGGCAACUUCUCUGUGACAGUGACCCCUGAGGUGUACCAGGCAAACACAACCUACCUAGUGACAAUCAAGGAAGCCCAAAACAGCACCGACAACGAGCCCACGCAGUUCGUGCUGCAAGCCCUGUCCCCAGGGAACGAGUCCCUGGGGCAAUGGGAGGGGAUAACCCCGGAGAACUGCAGCUCUGUGGACUCAGCAGUACUGAACAGCACCCAGAAUGCAGCCAACUGGACAUCUCCAGGCACAAACGUGUCCUCUGUGCAGAUAAGGGCAUACAUCAUCUUCACUGACAAAUCCACCCAGUUCAAGACUGUGACUCUCACCAGAGCAGCAGAAACAACCACAUCAUCACCCACCAGCACCCCCAGCUCCGUGUCCACAGUUCGGGGCAGCUCCCUGUUCAUCGCUGUGCUCCAGCUGCCCCUGCUCCUGGCCAUGGGCAAACUGCUCUCCUAGAGGCCAGGGGAGAAGAUGGCCCAGGCUGUGCUGCCCUUUCCCUCCCUGGGGGUGGGAGGGCAGGCAGCUGAUCUACUCAGGAAAUGUUUCUGUGUGUUAGGAUGGUAACUGCACUCCAAACAUUAAAUUAUGAAGGUCUGUUUGAGCACCAGGCUGAUCCUCCCCUCACUCCCCUCCCCCAGGGCCAGCAAGCUCAGCCAGGUGAGAUGUUCCAGAGCAGGGCAGAGAUCCCUCUGCCCUGGGUUUUCAGCCAGAAAAGCGUGAAGUGGGCAAGGGCAGCCCCUGUGUCCCAGGGGACGCUGCAGGAAUCCACACCUCCCUCAGCCCCUGGGGUUCUGUGAAGCACAAACCAGCAGGAAAAUGCCUGGAGAGGAAGCAGGUCCCUUCCUCCUCAGGGUACCAGAUCUGCUGAGAAGCUCCAGGAAGGGGGAAGCAGAAUUGAGCCUGGGAAGGGAAACUCUGGGUUUAGGAUUCACGUGUCUCAGCCAGUUUAAAGCCCCUGGAGGAGACCCCCUCGCCAGGACAAGCUGGAGAUCCUGCUGGCAGGGCAUCCUCCAAAAAGACAUAAAUUCCCUUGGGAAUUUAUGUUCUGUAUUUGGUCCAGCAUCCCCUAAAUUUUUUUGUUUCAGUGGAUGACAUAAAGUUUUCUCUGUUUGGGUUUUUUUUUUCCCCCGGCUUUCUGAAAUGGCAGAGUGGGUGGUUUUUGUUCUUGUUUGUUUAAUCAGACAGCUGAUUUUGCUGUAGGGCAAGAUUGUAAAGGCCACUGAAUGUCUUGAUUUUAUUAUUAU